AUGGCUUCUUCAACCAUUCCAAACACACCCAUAACCUUGAAUUCCCACACCUUUGUUGAUCUCAAAUCACCAUCGACAUUAUCCAACUAUGUGAGCUUCUCUUCAUCAAAGCGCCGACAACCUCCAUGUCUUUUCACGGUCAGAGCAAGUGACUCAGAUUUCGAAGCCGCAGUUGUUGCCGGUAAAGUACCCGAAGCACCUCCAGUACCGCCUACACCGGCGGCACCAGCUGGAACCCCAGUCGUUCCUUCACUUCCAAUUCAAAGGCGUCCCCGCCGGAAUAGAAGAUCGCCUGCACUUAGAUCGGCGUUUCAGGAAACAACUCUAUCACCUGCGAAUUUUGUAUAUCCACUUUUUAUUCAUGAAGGUGAGGAAGAUACCCCUAUUGGGGCUAUGCCUGGAUGCUACAGGCUUGGUUGGAGACAUGGACUUUUGGAAGAGGUUGCAAAAGCACGGGAUGUCGGUGUUAACAGUGUUGUGCUCUUCCCCAAAAUUCCAGAUGCUUUGAAGACCCCCACAGGAGAUGAAGCAUAUAAUGAGGAUGGUUUAGUGCCUCGGACUAUACGGUUGCUCAAGGAUAAGUACCCUGAUCUUAUUAUUUACACAGAUGUUGCAUUAGAUCCUUAUUCGUCAGAUGGACAUGAUGGCAUAGUCAGAGAAGAUGGAGUUAUUAUGAAUGAUGAGACUGUUCAUCAGCUUUGUAAACAAGCUGUAGCCCAGGCACGGGCUGGAGCAGAUGUUGUCAGCCCCAGCGAUAUGAUGGACGGUCGGGUAGGAGCGAUGCGAGUGGCUCUUGAUGCUGAAGGCUUUCAGCAUGUUUCUAUUAUGUCAUAUACUGCAAAGUAUGCAAGCUCAUUUUAUGGCCCAUUUAGAGAAGCAUUGGAUUCAAACCCCCGAUUUGGAGAUAAGAAGACCUACCAAAUGAAUCCAGCUAAUUACAGAGAGGCUUUGACUGAGAUGAGGGAAGAUGAAUCAGAAGGAGCUGAUAUUCUUUUGGUAAAACCCGGCCUUCCCUAUUUGGACAUCAUAAGGCUACUUAGAGAUAAUUCUCCACUGCCAAUUGCAGCAUACCAGGUUUCUGGUGAAUAUUCGAUGAUAAAAGCUGGUGGUGCUCUAAAAAUGAUUGAUGAAGAAAAGGUUAUGAUGGAGUCAUUAUUGUGCCUCCGACGGGCUGGUGCUGACAUCAUCCUUACUUAUUUUGCUCUACAAGCUGCCAGAACUUUGUGUGGAGAGAAGAGGUGA
Lathyrus sativus (Indian pea) is the source of this 1242-nucleotide messenger RNA. The record is from the annotation of a GenBank genome assembly. NCBI's taxonomy places the organism in Eukaryota, Viridiplantae, Streptophyta, Magnoliopsida, Fabales, Fabaceae.